Molecule: messenger RNA, 2220 nt
Organism: Branchiostoma floridae (Florida lancelet)
Lineage: Eukaryota; Metazoa; Chordata; Leptocardii; Amphioxiformes; Branchiostomatidae
Product: gastrula zinc finger protein XlCGF57.1-like
Exons: 2
Coding region: 651-2045 (464 amino acids)
Biological process (GO): regulation of transcription by RNA polymerase II
Cellular component (GO): nucleus
Molecular function (GO): DNA-binding transcription factor activity, RNA polymerase II-specific; RNA polymerase II transcription regulatory region sequence-specific DNA binding
Source: RefSeq, a predicted model, not a curated record
ACGAGUUUGCGAUUCAAUCACUGAAUUAAUCAGUCGGUCAUUUCUGAUAAUACUUGGUAAACUUUCUCAGCUAAUUUUCCACUGAUAUUAAAUUCGUGGUUGCUAGUAUCAAACUUUUUAGGAGUCCAUUUUUAAGCUAUCAGGCUUUAUUAUAUCAGUUGUAGGUUCUGGUCAUUAUUUCUAUUUUAUUUAUUGGUUUUGCUAUUCAGCACGCACAGCCAGGACUGCCCAACUAGCCUGUGGCUAUUACAUAAGGCUAGCCUUGCUGACAAAAGCAUAGACAGUACAAAUGGAAUUGGGCAAGGACAAGAUACCUAUCAACAACAAUAUUCUAAAUACAUAAAGAUAUAGAAAUUAAGAAUAAAAAUAAAUUACCAUUUACCGCAGAUUCCACCUAUCUGUUGUGCACGGAAGAAUAACUUCGGCCUUUGCAAGUACUGUGCUGCACUAUUUUGACCCGGUCUACUUUUGGGGACGCGGUCGCGGUUAAAUACUGUGUUAUGAGACCUGGAAAGGUCAGUUUGCCUGGCAGCCAUUGUUGUUUCUCGGAGUGUAACGUACGUGUAUACGACUACUUUGCUCCAGUUUGAGACCAUUUUCAAGACAAUUCGACACUUCAGCGAUAACUUCAGCACCACAAACCGGAAGAAAUGGGUGAGAGAAGCGGUGAGGUCGCUAUGGACAAUCAUCCAGCUGUACACCCUGGGGACGAGACAAGCAGCAGUGAGAAAUUAGACAAAGAAAGGCAUCAAAAUAAGGAAGGAAACAUUCCAUGUGAGGAAAAGUGUGGAGUAAAAUCUCACCAUCCUCCCGCACAGGGUCGAACAGAGCAGAAGGACAGACUUGCGGUGAAACGCACUGUGAAUAAACGCUUUGCGUGUACGGAGUGUGGCUAUACGGCAGCCAAAAAGUCUGUCCUAAUCAAACACACAAGAAAACAUACAGGUGAGAAACCAUAUAAAUGUGACCAGUGCGACUAUUCUGCUGCACAGAAAGUUCAUUUAGACCGACACGUGACUAAACACAAAGGAGAAAAACCCUUCAUGUGUGGGGAGUGCGGGUACAGAACGACUGACAGGUUAAGCCUAUCCGAACAUAUGAGCAGACAUACAGGUGAGAAACCCUACAAAUGCGACCAGUGUGACUAUUCAGCAAUACGGAAAGUUUAUUUAGGCCGACAUAUGACUAAACACACUGGGGAAAAACCCUACAUGUGUGGGGAGUGCGGAUACAGGGCCGCUGCCAGGUCUAGCCUAUCCAAACAUUUGAGAAGACAUACGGGCGUCAAACCCUACAAGUGCGACCAAUGCGACUAUUCUGCUGGACACAAAGGUAAUUUAAGCCGACACAUGGCUAAACACACUGGCGAAAAACCCUACAUGUGUGGAGAGUGCGGAUACAGGACGGCUGACAGGUCCAACCUAUCUCUACAUAUGAGAACGCAUACGGGCGUAAAACCCUACAAGUGUGACCAAUGUGACUAUUCUGCUACACAGAAAAAUGCCUUUAAGCAACACAUGGCUAAACACACUGGCGAAAAACCCUUCAUGUGUGAUGAUUGCGGAUUCAGGACGGCUGACAGGUCUUACUUGACCAGACAUAUGAGAACACAUACAGGUGAGAAACCAUAUAAGUGUGACCAAUGCGACUAUUCUGCUGCACAUAAAGCUUCUUUAGACCGCCACCUUACUAAACACGCCGGAGAAAAUCCAUUUGUGUGCGAACAGUGCGAAUACAGGACUAGUAACAGGUCUUCCUUAACUGUACAUAUGAGAACACAUACAGGUAUGAAACCUUAUAAAUGCGACCAGUGCGACUAUUCUGCUUCAUGCAAAGGCAAUCUAGUCAAACACAUGUAUAAACACACCGGCGAAAAACCCUACAUGUGUGGAGAGUGCGGAUUCAGGACGGCUAGAAUGUCUUACUUAACCGUACACAUGAGAAAACAUACAGGUGAAAAACCUUACAAGUGUGACGAGUGCGACUAUUCUGCUGCACAAAAAUUCCAUUUAGACCGACAUGUGGCUAAACACAACGGCGAAUAACCCAACGUUUAGGGAGUGUGGAUACAUGGACGGCUGGCAAGUAAUCCGUAGCCUUAGAUAUGACAAACCAUAUACGUGUAAGUAGUGUGACUACACUGCAGCACAGUAAUACCAUGUUAACAGACACAGGACGAGACAAACCGUGGAAACUUGACCAGUGUGUACAUGAUAUUGC